AUGGAUCCAAGUUUAUAUCAACAACAACAAACGCCUCAACAAAAUUGUGUUGUUCCUUAUAAUUUUAUAGGAACUCCUCAGACUGGGUCAACAAAUGUAACAGGAGCUGGUAUUUAUCCCCAACAAUAUUCAAAUGCAGAUGAUCAAAAUAAUGCACAUUUACAAGCUUAUA
This is a messenger RNA of Entrophospora sp. SA101, 172 nucleotides long. Lineage: Eukaryota; Fungi; Glomeromycota; Glomeromycetes; Entrophosporales; Entrophosporaceae. The record is from the annotation of a GenBank genome assembly.